Molecule: messenger RNA, 1461 nt
Organism: Lolium rigidum
Lineage: Eukaryota; Viridiplantae; Streptophyta; Magnoliopsida; Poales; Poaceae
Exons: 13
Coding region: 346-1461 (371 amino acids)
Biological process (GO): maturation of SSU-rRNA from tricistronic rRNA transcript (SSU-rRNA, 5.8S rRNA, LSU-rRNA); positive regulation of transcription by RNA polymerase I
Cellular component (GO): t-UTP complex; small-subunit processome; 90S preribosome
Molecular function (GO): snoRNA binding
Source: RefSeq, a predicted model, not a curated record
ACGCACGCGUUUGUUCGGAUUGUGCAGUUGGUCAACUUGGGGAAUAGCAAGUGGGGAUUUCUUAAUGGUGUGAAAUCCUCGGGUGCGCCCCCGCCCAGGAGUGUCAUAGUACAGCAGUGUAUCCGUGAUAAUUCUUUGCUGGAGACCCUUUCCAACUACGCUACACCGACGAAGGAUUUCCUUCACUCGAGGACAGUCGUCUGCUUUUGCACUGCAGUCAUUGUGGAAUGCUUAGGAGCUAUCCCCAGGAUUGAUUCAGAUAUAGUGCAGAAGGUGUUGGGAUAUGUGUUCGACUCACUUAAUCCUCAAAUUAGGGCAGACCAAGAUUACAAGGCUGGAGCGCUAAUGAUUGUUGGAGUACUGGCAACACGAGCAACUCUGGCGCCAAAACUUGUUCAAGACUUGAUCCUCUUUGUUGCAAGGUCUGCGCAGCACGAUGCAUUGGAGUCGAUCGAUUUACCGUGGCUUCGUGUUACAGUGAUGGCUAUUAUAAGUCUAGUUCAGUCACAGUCUGUCCAUGACUUCCGUAAGAAGCCAUUGAUGAUUCUAAAAGACAUCAGGGAUUUUUCUGGUGUACUUACUGUAUUAUCCAGUGAGUUCAACAUUGAUAAUUUUAUUAGGCUUUAUGUUGAGUCAUUGGUUGAUUACAGUGCUUCUGAUGAUUCCUGCCACGCGCACCUUAUUGAAACCAUGGAGACUCUACCUAUUAAGAAGUUUGUUGAAAGGAUCGUGUGCAAGGUUCUUGGCAACUGUAUCAAGGCAUCACAGGUUGCACAAAAUCCAGAUAUAAACCGCACAGGCACAUGGGCAAAGAAGAGCUUGGUUGCAAUUGAAAAAAAAUAUCCACUUGAGCUACGGGAUGCUAUCCGGAAAUUUCUUGAGGACUCUGAAGUUAACUCCAGUGGAAGGGAUUCUACUUCCAAGUUGCUCAGCUUAGUGUUUGAUGAAAGCGAGAGUGCGCCGGCUGAAAUAUCUGAUUCUAACAUUUGGUUCAGUCUGGAUCAUCCUAAGGCUGUGGUCCGUCAAUCUGCUCUCUCAAAAAUUGCCACAUCUGGCAUUUUGAAGAAAGAUACUGUAAAUCCACAGAAAUUUAUCAAUAUGCAAGAUGCAAUAAUACGCAAUCUGUAUGAUGAUGAUCUAAGUGUUGUUCAAGCUGCCUUAUCCAUAGAAGGGCUAGCUGCUGUUGCCAGUCCUGUUGGCCUUCUAAAAGCGUAUGAUCAUGUACUUGCCAAAUGCAUCGACAUCAUUCGCAAAGGUGGUUCAAAAGCAUCAAAAGCUUGUGAUGUUGCUGUUUCUUGUCUGGAAAAGAUGGUUAUGGAAUAUCAGUUGCAUCACGUGGAACAUACGAAGGACAUAGCUACAGUAGUAUUCAGUCUCCUUAUUAUUCACCCAAAGACCUUCAGGGUAAACUUGAAGGCCUUGGAGCUAGCUAAGAAAAAUACAAUGGGAUUUCUACACUAG